UGGGAACUGAAGCAAAAUGGCGGAUACGUUUGCGAAGUACCACUGUAAUUACUGCGAGGAGGAUGUCAACGGGCUGAGGGUGAGGUGUCUGGAGUGCGAGGACUUCGAUCUCUGUUUACAGUGCUUUUCCUGCGGUGCGGAAAUUGGCAAGCAUAAGCGAAGCCACGGGUAUCAAUUUAUGGCCGGUGUUUUCCAGGACACAGGAAACUUUAGCAUUUUCCCUGGUCAAGGCCACUGGACAGCACGGGAGGAGGUCAGACUAUUGGAUGCCAUUGAGCAAUAUGGCUAUGGCAACUGGGAGGACAUUGCCCGACACAUUGAGACGCGCACGCCUGAAGAUGCAAGGAACAAGUACAUCAGCAGUUACAUAGAAGGGAACAUUGGCCGUGUCUCCUGGAAGCCUGCCAUGGAGAGAUUACAGCUGCCCAUUGAGCACACCACCACUGACACCGGCCCACUCUCCCCAACACUUGGCUCCUCCCUCCCCACACAGCCACUCUCCUCCGAGGAAAACACCAUCCUUGGAUACAUGCCCCACAGAGACGACUUUGAGCGGGAGUGGGACAAUGAUGCUGAGACCACAAUAGCACCUCUCUUCAUACACCCUGUGGAUGAUGAGGAAGUGGACAUGGCGCUUAAGUUAGCACAGGUUGACAUGUACAUGCGGAGGCUGCGUGAACGUUCCCGGAGAAAAAGAGUUGUGAGAGACUUCCAAAUAGUGCCACAGUUCUUCAAGAAGGAGAAAGAGAAAGUACAAGUUCCCCCAAAGAAGAAGAGCAAAGAUGACAGAGACAGUUUGGCAGAAAAGUUACGGUCCGUCAGUCAGUUCCAGACAGCGAGUGAACACAACAACCUCAUAUCAUCAUUAGUGCGUGAGAGGGAACUCAGAACCAGAAUAAAGGAGUUGCUGAGGUAUAGAAGAAACGGAAUCAGGCACGUUGAAGAAUGCCAUGAGUUUGAGGUAGCCAGGGCGCGAAGAGACAAAAAGAAAGAGAACAAAAAGAAAGCACCGAGUAUUCACAACUUUGCCUUUCAUGCAGGCCAGCCUGCCUCAGACUCCAACGACUCAAAUGGACCUGUCCGCAAAGUCAAAAGAAGCUCUAGACAAGGAAGUGAAGAAACGACGCAAGAAGUCCGAAAUGUUUAGCAGAAAAAAAAUUCACGCCUCUCGAUACUGGAGGUGGAAAAUGGCUCAGCGCGAGCUUGAGCGGCAGCGUGCUGAACGGGAGCGACGGCACGAACAACUGGGGGGGCGGGAGCAGCACAGCACAGGGGGGCCCGGGGGGGGCAGCCGGGGCGAGUGAUGACCCAGUCCCCAUCUCCUCACUCCCAGGAUACCAUCUCCUGUCCCAGAGGGAGAGGAAGCUGUGUUCUGCCACGAAUAUCAAACCAUCUCAGUACAUAGCUUACAAGGCAGUUUUACUGAAGGAUGAAGGUGAUAAGCAGCAGUCUGGCGUGGGGCCGUCCACCCGGCGCGGGGCCUGUACUCCUCAGGGCCUUGAUUCACAGGCUCAGCGCAUGAUUACCAACUUCAUGACUCAAGCAGGAUGGAUCUCUUCGUUUACGUGACCAUCAGUGAACUAUGGGACCUGAACCCUGCAGUCCAAGUCUUGAUAGAGGGCGGUGGCUAUGCUGCCCCACACCUGCAGGACUGUCGCUGAGAAUUGUCUCAGGUUCCAUAUAAAAUUUUGUACGCAUGGAAUGAGCUGCAGCAGAGGGACUACGCUGCCUUGACGGCUCCGUGUGUUUGUUCUGGUGCAGCUGCUAAUCUGUGAAGGGUUGCAAUUCACCAAGUGAAGUUGCAGUGAUUCUUUUCUACAAUAUUGUUUACCAUGAGGUGUUUUAGGAUAAGUCCUGAUUGUAAUUUUUAACAUGUGCAUUUACGGAUAGAAGAUCCAUCGUGUGCGAGGACAUAUCAUGGGUGGUGUCCAGCCUAUGUGGUCCAGACUGACACUGCUGCAUCAUCUUGCUGCCUGCCUGUGGCAAGAGAGCCUUAAGUCCUUAUGAUAGUCAUAAGAAACAGUAAAACUUAGCUGCAAUAUUUGCAUAGAGCUUGUACUGGUGAUGGUUGUGUAGUUUUGUCUCAUUAUUCCCAUUUUAUUUUACUCCUCAGUAGUCUUCAUUCAGACACAAGCCAUUUAGUAGCCUCUAUUUUAGGAUAUGCAACUGUUAACGAUUUGUUACUGUUGGUGUUUAAUGUAUGUGAAUCUUCAUGCAUACCAGCAUGUCCAAGCGUCAAUGUUGUGUAUUCCCAUACUUAAGCCGCAGGUUCUUGCUGCCCCGGAUAUUUGGACAGGUUGUGGUGACACAGUGAGGAGGAUCCUGGGGUGCGUCAUUCAGUUCCUGGGGCAGGGCAGGGAGACGGGGCAGGGCAGAUGUACAGGUGGGGCCCAGAUUUGUACAAAAGUAUCUUUAAAUGUAUUAUUCAUAUCUCUAGCUGUAAUUUUUUGGUAAAAUGGUAAAAGACUUUAACUAUAUUUAAGGAACUGCAUUUUGUUUUAAUUAUAUUUAAAGAGCUGCAUUUUGGAGACUCUGGAUUGUGUCUUAGCUAGAGGUUUAGCAUCAAGUGAUCUGAUUAGCAUCAAGUGUCCAAGUCAUGUUAACAUGUCUGGCAUUUUUCAAGAUUGCAUUCAUAUUACGUGGCAUUACCAAGGUCGUGCAGUACCUCUAGAAUGUUGUACAUAUACCAGAGAGUUCCUGAAAGUGUCAAUUAUAGUGAAGGAAGUUAAAUAAGGUGGCUCAUCACUGAUAAUGGGAAAAGCUGUUAUCUUUGUGAUGCCCCAAGACUCAAAAGGUCAGGCUCAAAGUAGGUACUAGCAUAUUGAGGGUGACUCAGAUAUCAGAAUGAUCAGUCAUAACAAUGAUUUCAGAAAUGAUUUGCUUCAGGGGUCAUACUGUACUAAAUAUUGAUGCAGGAAUUACAAUAUUUUAUUUAUGAAAUAUUAAGAUAAAUUCCAUGAUAGCAUGAUAUAUAUAUUUUUUUUAAUGGAUGCUGUUUUCUUUUUCUUUUCUGAACCAGGUAUGAAGCUCGGUUUUGUGUAAUCAUUGUGAUUAUUUUUUUAAUGACAGAAGAAAUGUAUCUUUUUUAUUAUAUAUUUAAGUAUUGUAUUUGUUACUGUUGGUGAGCAGAAACUUGACAUUGAAGCCUCGUUGUGAUGGCUACACCACAAGCUGGUCUCUCAGUACAACUACAUUAGCCUUGUGCUCUGUGAAUGCAAACUUAUCAAAUGAUGUGCCACUUACUUUACUAUCUCAAAAACAUUCAUAUAAAUGAUUUGUUUGAAGCAGUCAGUGCCACACCAUAACCUCAAACAUCACGUGUCCCAAAGUAAGAACAGAGGUCAGCAUCAGAUGUAGCAUUGUACUAGAGACUCCUCCCCAUCAUCUCCAUCAGCUUUCUACUUUGAGGUUUUAGCUGUUCAGUUUUUGCUCAGAAUAUCUUCUAGUCAUGGUGAUAGCAAGGCCUCCAUUUUAUGCAUCUCAUUCAGGUUGUUCAUGUGGAGUGCUUCCUCCAGCUGCAGCCACAGACACACAGGGUGCACACCCCAGCCUUGGUGGGUGUUUUUGUGAGGAGCAGAAUCAAAGUCUGUUUUGUGUAAUGUAUUCAUGGAGGCUGAUGUCAGGCAAGCCACAAAGUUUAGUUGUGCAAUUAAAGAUGCAACAAGUAAACAGUAGCAAGAGGAGUGCAGUAUUCACAAAUGUUUCUCACCUGCUAUAAUUUGCCAUAUUUGAUAUACCAAGAAAGUUGAAUAUUAGUGCUUUUGUUCAGAGGUAGGGUUAAUGGCAGAAUUUGGGUGAUUUUUGGUCGUGCUGAUUGCAGAAAAAUGGACAGCAUCUGGUGGGACUCAGCCUUAUGACUUGAGUUAUCCACUUUUCUGUGCUAAUCAUCCAAGUGCUUACCUCUUCUUACCAUCAGGUGGAUGGACAGGUGUCACUGUGGAGAUUACCUUCUGUUUAUUGAGAAAAGAUUUCUUCAGAUAUUUCUAUACUGGAGUACUCUCUACUGGCCACUUUUCUUAUUUUUUUAUGUUGAUAAAUUGUAUCAGCAAUGAUUUGAAUGACAAACGUAGGCCUGGAGAUAUCAGGUCCAGUGUGUUGUGUGGACAGGAGUAAGGAGGGUGACAAUGGACAGCAAAAAGUGAAGGAUCAAUAAAUAGAGGACCUGCAUUAAUUGUAGGGAAGGUUCAGUAUUAUAGUGAGAGGAGGAGGUGAUGUGAUAAAGUCGAGGGAGACUGGAAACCUGGACAUGUGGUGAAGAGCUCCUUUGUCAAAUACUCUUAUUAGAAAUAUAUUUAAUGUAAAAUCA
Scylla paramamosain (green mud crab) is the source of this 4306-nucleotide messenger RNA. RefSeq names its product transcriptional adapter 2B-like. The coding region runs from base 17 to 1147 and encodes 376 amino acids. Gene Ontology annotation, cellular component: nucleus; SAGA-type complex. Gene Ontology annotation, molecular function: transcription coactivator activity; zinc ion binding; chromatin binding. The transcript is spliced from 14 exons. The record is from RefSeq and is a predicted model, not a curated record. Gene Ontology annotation, biological process: regulation of transcription by RNA polymerase II; chromatin remodeling. Lineage: Eukaryota; Metazoa; Arthropoda; Malacostraca; Decapoda; Portunidae.